Messenger RNA from Gekko japonicus, 1089 nucleotides. It is a transcript of the gene GHSR, whose product is annotated as growth hormone secretagogue receptor. Gene Ontology annotation, molecular function: growth hormone secretagogue receptor activity. Gene Ontology annotation, biological process: G protein-coupled receptor signaling pathway; hormone-mediated signaling pathway. The coding region runs from base 1 to 1089 and encodes 362 amino acids. Lineage: Eukaryota; Metazoa; Chordata; Lepidosauria; Squamata; Gekkonidae. The transcript has 2 exons. The record is from RefSeq and is a predicted model, not a curated record. Gene Ontology annotation, cellular component: plasma membrane.
AUGUACAACGAGAGCUGCCCGCAGGCUGGAUCUCCCCCGGGGCUUGCCGUCAUGGAUUACAACAACGACACAUGGCUGGAUUACCCGCUGCACCUCUUCCCCGCGCCGCUGCUUACCGGCGUCACCAUCAUCUGUGUGCUGCUCUUUGUGGUUGGCAUUCUGGGAAACCUGAUGACGAUGCUGGUGGUUUCCAAGUUCCGGGACAUGAGGACUACCACCAAUCUUUACCUUUCCAGCAUGGCUUUCUCGGACUUGCUGAUCUUUCUCUGCAUGCCCCUGGACCUCUUCCGCCUCUGGCAGUACAGGCCUUGGAAUUUCGGGGACCUUCUGUGCAAGCUCUUCCAGUUUGUCAGCGAGUGUUGCACCUACUCCACCAUCCUGAACAUCACCGCCUUGAGCGUGGAGAGGUAUUUCGCCGUCUGCUUUCCGCUCAGGGCCAAAGUGGUGAUCACCAAAGGCAAAGUCAAACUGGUCAUCCUCGUGCUGUGGGUGGUGUCUUUCGUCACCGCCGGCCCUAUCUUCGUCUUGGUUGGGGUCGAGCAUGAGAAUGGGACGAAUCCCUCGGAGACCAAUGAAUGCCGGGCCACCGAGUACGCGAUCCAGUCGGGGCUCCUGACCAUCAUGGUGUGGACUUCUAGUGUCUUUUUUUUCUUGCCUGUAUUUUGCUUGACUGUCCUGUACAGCCUGAUUGUGAGGAAGCUCUGGCGGAGAAAAAAGAAGGACAUUGGACCAAAGACUUCUGUCAGGGACAAAAACAAUACGCAAACAGUGAAAAUGUUAGUUGUGGUGGUCUUUGCCUUCGUACUCUGCUGGUUGCCUUUCCACUUAGGACGUUACCUUUUUUCCAAAUCCUUCGAGGCCGGAUCCUUGGAGAUAGCCGUCAUCAGCCAGUACUGUAACUUGGUCUCCUUUGUUCUUUUCUACCUGAGCGCCGCCAUCAACCCGAUCCUGUACAACAUCAUGUCCAGGAAAUACCGGAUAGCGGCUUACCGGCUCUUUGGACUCAAGCCGUUCGUGACUAAAAGACUUUCAGAACGCAAGGAGGGUGGCUCUCGCACAUGGACAGAAUCCAGCAUCCGAGCGACAUGA